CGCUGCCAACACCUGGCCACAGACACCUGGUGUGGGUGUGCUGAGUGACCCUUGGCUGAUAGUAUUUUGAGCUGCACCUUCUCCUUAGACUGGUGAGGGCUCUUUCUGACACAAUUGAUGUGGUGGGGAGGUCAGGCAGGACUGAGAUCAGUGGUGUGGCUUCGGAGUGGACUCAUGUAGGACCGGCUGCAGAAUUAGUCUUUCCUCACUUUAGAAGCUGCAGACUUUUCACAGCACCUCACUUUUUUUUGAGAGCUCUGAGUUGUGCCAGCCUGCAGGCAUGUCCUCAGUGGGAACGGGGUAGGUGAAACCCCUCAGCUUCCAUGCAGAGGCCUUCUCCUGGAAAAGCUUACUCUUCAUCUAUGUGUCUGCAGGCAGAAUAUCCUCUUCCUCUGAGGAACUUCAUCAGUUAUUUCCUACCAUUUUUAUUUUAAAAAAUUUACCUUUUAAUCAAGCAAGACACACAAAGAAAAUGGAGCCUUUCCCUGAAGAGAAGAGAGAGCACUGACAGCCUCCUGACACACAAAUUUGGAAAAUGGUGAUGCUUUUUCAAGGGAGCUGAGCUAACAGUUUGGCUGUAAGGAGUUUAGAUCUGGAGCCAGACAUCAUGGUUAGGCCUGUCUGUGGUUAUAAAGUAGUUAUUUGGGUUUUGUAGAAGUUGUCUGAUGGAAUCUGAACUAAGUACAAAACAAAAACCCAAGGGGAAGCUGUUUCUGGCAAUCCUGGUCUCUCUAUUUGAUCUGGCGCCAGAGAUGGCUUAAAUCUCACUUUGUCCUCCUCCUCCUCAUAUCAAAAUUGGUACCAGCUCUAUUAUGACAGCUACCAUGCUUCCUCUCAGUCCCCACCAGGACAAGGUCGCUGAGAACAUGAAACAGUAUCUCUUGCCUGAAGCCGACCCUAGUAGGCUGCUGGGCUACUUUGAGAUUUGUCUGAGUACACAGCUAAUGCGCUGCCAGCACAGGUGUGGACUUGCUGGUGCUAAACAAGGUCCUGAGCAAGUGGUACAACAACAGUGAUGAGUUUCUGUGAAGCAUCUGCAGCAAAUGGAAAGUGCAGGAGGUGCUUGCUCCAAAUGAUGCAAUUGACAGCCCAGUGCUGGAGGAAUGCAUUGCAGCGUGGUGCUGGAAGAGGAUGGUGGUGGUUUCCAGUGAGUGAAUAUCGUGGUUGCAUAAUUUAGGCAGGAGUACAUCCAAGAAUUCUUAUUCUGUUGUUUUUUGGUUUUUUUCAUGGGUGCAAACACAGAAGCUCUUUUAGGCAAAGGCUGUGUAGUAGGAGUGAAAGUUUAGAAUGGAUCUAAGUGAGGUAAAGGUAGAAGAGACUAUUAUCAUACUGUGUGUGAUAGACUGACAAAGGCUGUGGAUUUAAAUGUAAUGCAGCAUAUGAUUCUCCUAGUGCUUGCAGGCUUUAGUUAAAUCCUUGCAGAUUUUAUUUCUGUGUGUACAUGUAGAACUGAAUGCUUGCUCUGGAUAGUUUCUGAACACUCUGGUAUGUGUCUUGUUGCUCAGGCCAAGCUAUUUUUCAUUAGUGUAUUGUUAUUACUGGUGGACUCAGAAAAAUGAGGGAGAGGAGCAUUCUUCUGUGCUUGCUUUUGUUCUUCUUCAAGCCAAUGGCAUAACCUCUGCUUGAGUAGCCACAGAUGCUGCCUCUCCACAGUCUAAUUCUACAAAUAGCUGUGCCAGGUGAAGACUUUUCUCUACCCAAACGUCUGAAAAUGAAAGAAUAGACUUGGGUGCUGCCUAAUCCAGGAAAGUUCUUUAGUUCCUAGCUUGACAUGCUUUACUUGUAUCUAUGCAGAAAGUUUGAAUAUUCCCUUCUGCCAAAGAACUGUUAGAGUCCUUCUCUCCAGCUGGCCAGCAGCUAGCCAGUGCUAACACCUUUAGCUGGAAUGGUUAAAUCUGGUAGGGGGCGUGUGUUAAAACCUCAGUCAUUUUGACAUUCCUGAAAAACAGCAAAAUAUAUAGGAACUAAAGAAGGAGCUUUACAAGUUUACAAAAGUAUUAACAGAACAGUGUGACUUUCCCUGCUGAUGACAGAGACUUGACAUGGCAAAUGGCAUGAACCAUCCUGGAGGGUACAUGAAAACACUGGAUUCAAACAUAUGAACUCUGUGCUCAAUGUGUGCAAGAAAAAUGCCCUGUUAUGGCUAUUGGUUGCACAGAAAAAGAAUAUUGAAGCAAUAUGAAGUUUAUGGCAUUAAAAUCAAAUAAGGAAUUAAAAAACACUAAUCUUGCAACAAUAUCAGCAUUUUUCUCUUGAGCAAUUGCUGGUUUUCAGACUAUAUUGUAUCAAAAUGCAUAGUAUAUUUAACUUCCUAUUAGAUGUAAGAAUCAUACUAUAUGUGCCAAGCAUCCAGAAGAGAGUUGCUACUCAAACUUUUUCAUUCUUUUAUCUUUUACUUCUUGUCUUGUAGUUUUCACAGUCAAGAAGAAGUCAGGAAGAAGACUUGGUUUUGGGGUUUUUACAUUAAUUUCCUUUAUGUAAAAAACCAAACAAACUAAAAAAAUCAUUUUUAGAACAUAUUUUUUGGUGUGUAACUAGUCUCUGUUUGAAAUGUGUGCAAUUCACACCUCUCUAAAUCCAGCAGGGCACUAACAUAGCUAUUUAGAAAUUUUGGGUUUGUGAGGCUCUUUCAAAGUAGCAUGACUCUGAUGAAGAAACUUUUUAUUGUGUGUUAUAAUUAUUCUUCAUAGUUGGUGGCUAGCCUUGGAAACUGCAAAGCUGACUUUCAGUUUAUCUUUUAAUACUUGUAUUCAUACCUGCAUUUCCAGAUAUAAAAGCAGCAGUGACUCUGAGCUCUAAACUUACAACGUGUAAAUUUGAUUUGCACCAAAGCAUCUUGAGGCACAUGCGAGAAGGGACAAAGAUUAUCUGUAUGGUUUAAUUAAUGGGUGGAGGCAACUGGAAGAUUACAUUGAUGGGACCACUAUUUUCAAGCUUCAACUGUUUUUGCUUUGGCCCUAUUUAAAAAGGGGUAUCUGUGAAUUUUUGUUUGUCUUUAAAAGGAAAGUAUAUUUUGCAUUCUUCUAUCAUAGCUUGCAUGCAGCUGAGCAAAUUCUGCCCAGAUUUAUAUGUGUGAGACUCAAACUCUGUGUCUGAAGGAAAUUAAGCACUGAAAUUUUACCUCCACUGUAGAACUGAGGCUCUGAGACUGAAAUACAGGUGCAUGAUCAAAGUGGCCCCAGCAAGAAAAAUACCUUCCCAAGCAACAAGUAGAAAAUACUGCAAAACUGCACUUGCACUUUACAAUGGGUAAAGGGUACCUCAAGUGUACCUUGUACUUGUGUACCUCAAGGAAAGGGGUGAGCCUUUCUAGAGUUUACAAGUCACUAAUGUUUAUCUUUGUAAUUUUUUUUUUUUGUUUUUUUUUUUAAUGUAUCUGAAGGUGCUUUUGAAAUCUUUUGGCUUUCUUUUGCAGAGUUUUGAGUGGGCAUUCAGUCUCACGGCCUCCACUCUUGGAUUCUUUACCUGCCUCUCCCUGAGUCUAGAGUCUGGAAUUAAGUGGUGUUUGUGCACAAGGGUGCUGGCAGUAGGGGUGGGGAACUUGUGUUUGAAGUUUUAUCUAAAGCAGAUCUUCUCUGGAUUGCUGGGUACCCCACUGGGGUGCAAUUAAAGUCAUACAUCCUGCUGUCUAAAGGCAGAGAGGAAGGAUGGAGGAAUGCUACUCCAUUCAAAGUUCAUUCACACUAGUUAACUGUGGCAUGCUGUCAAAACCUCCUCCCUUCACCCUUCAAGCAGAAAGUGGAAGAAUGGGGUUCUAGUGUAUGGCCAGGGCUUCUUCUGCUGUAUUGGUAUGGGAUGCUAGUGAUAACACUGGACAUGGACCUAAGAACUGAAUAGAACUUUCCAGCUACCUGCUUGAGACGUGCCCAAAAAAUCCUUGUGAUUUAGACUACAUCAUGGGUUUUCCCACCAGAGCAUCAGUUUAGCCCAUGACAAUGUAAGGGGCAAGGGACGAUGCUUUUCCAUUCAACACAAAGCUUGACAGAGUAGAAUUUGAAGAACUUUAGAUGUCAGCAAUAUAACAGCAAGGAACAGUCUCGCAGUUAAAGCCGAGUUUUUCAAAAGUGACUUUUGGAUUUUGGUUUUGGGACCUUGAUCUGCCUUCAUCUGCUGUGCCUGAUUAUUCUUUGUACUGAGUGUCUAAAAUUCCUUCUGAUGGCAAUGGGUAGUGUAAAAGGUUUUACAGCUCUAUUAAAGCCCCUAAACAUCUUGUACUAGCCAGCCCAGAUGAGAGGGCAAAAUUUUUUUUUUUCUUUGUUUAUCAGGUAAUUUUUGAUCUGAGAUCUGAUUCAACUAGGUGAAGGACCAGAAUCCAGCAGGCAAUUGAGGGUGUGUUUCCAUGCUGGAGCUCAGCCUGUCAGAUACUUCCCCUCCACUCCCCUUCAUUUGUAGGUCUUCAUCUGUAGAUAUCAAAAUGCUUUAAAGCACAGUGUUAAGUAUUGUUAUCUCUUUUUUUAAAGCUGAGGGAUAUGCAGCUGUGGUAAAGUGACAAGCCAGACUUCACACAGGACAAUAGCUCAACUGAAGAAAAUGACUGACUGUCAUGAGUCUUUGCCCAGUGCUUCAUCAGACCCCUCUCCAGCAAAACCAGCUUUUUUUAGUAAAACUCCUUAACUUAAUCCUACAGCUUAGACACAAAGGACACUGACACGAGGUGAAUUAAGCGUGUAGUAGGAUUUGGCCAAAAAAGAGGAAAUUACUGUGUCUUCCUAGAUAAUCAAUAGCUGAAAUUGAAUGAGACCUUGACUCCAAUGUGGUGGGUCCUUGCUUUGAUUUGGGAUAGCUGCUCUUGUUUAGCUAACUUUCUUUACUCCAGUAACAGCAGCAGCUGCAGUGUGGUGUAGACAUGCCUAAACUAGCUUAAAUAGUUCAGGUACUGCUAGCCACUGAGCCAAAGAACCAUGGAGUUCAGCAUGGCUUGGUGCCUGAGGAUUUUAUCCUGCUCUUUGUGAGUUUAGCAUUUCUUUACCAUCUCAGCUAAAGCAAAGCUAGCAAUAUUUUGAAAAGAAGGCUGGUGGGUCUGGUACCCUCCCCGCACUCAUACUUUUUUCAGCAGAAGUGAGUGUGAUGCUAGGGUUGAUUGUAGGAGAUGUUUCCUAAAACAGCAGUGUCAUGAAAGCUGUUUUGCCUCUCCCUGCCUACUAUUCUCCCUCUUCUUUCCCACUCUUCCACUGUUUUUCAUCAUUAGCUGCCUUGCCUUCGAUGCUGUUUGCUAUGAAGCUCCCUAGUCACUAAGGCUCUACUGGAGAUCACAAGUAUCUAGGAGCUGGCAAAGGCUUGGAGAAACAGCUGCCUGCUGGAAAGGUUACUGGCCUUGCCUGACUGUGUCUCUAACUGGAGAAUCUGUAGGGACUAAAUAUAGGAAAAUCCAGGUAAUGAGGACCAGACCAGAAGCAUUUGUGAUGUGUUCUCUCAAGUCACUCUCCAGAUGGUGGGCUCCCAGCUCAGCCUCUGUAAGAGAGCUUUGCUGAUAUCUGUAACUCAUCACUUUCUCGUGGCAGCCAAGGACUUAAGCAGAAAUGAGGGUUCAGGUCCUUGAGAGCAAAGUAACUUCUGCUGAGUCAAUAGGGAGGUACCAUCACUGCCCUCAGUUUUGUUUGCAGGAACAGCCUCAUCAAAUAGUGUUUGUGGGCAGAGACCCUUAGUAGACUGCCGAGCUGUUAAAUUGCCAACCUACCCACUAGUUUAUUCUGCAGCAGAAAUACAAGCAUGCCUGGACCAACCCCCAGAGCUCAACUCUGAACUCCUCUCUCGUUCUGUCAGAAUUCCCAGCUUGUUUUGAAAAUGGCAUUUAUUUUUGUUAAAUUGCAAAAGAGUUGGAUGCAGUCUGCUAGUUGUGUUUUGCCUCUCCUUCUUUGUGCAGUGAAUUUUGUUCAUUCACUUUACAUGCCUCAAGUUGCUGUAAUGCUGCUGGGAAAGUAAUUGCCUUGCACUUUCUCUUUCUGAUGCCCACGGGUGACUGUGGGGGACUCCUCCCUGGGCACAGUGCAGAGUUAAAAGCCCAGCUUUUGCUGCUUUGCUUAAGACCUGGUUAUUUCUUUUCUUUUUUUUUUUUCCUUUUUUUUUUUUUUUUUUUUGUCAGCUGCCUGUUAUAUCAAUCACAGAGCUGGGAUCUAUUUAUAGGUUGGGACUCAGAGUACUGUGUCCUAGUCACAAAGAGAGGCAGAGACGCAGAGGGGACUGUCGGCUGGUGCAGGCAGAACCAAAAGAUAUUUAAUCAGCAAUUAGAAACACCUGAGGGCAAGGGAAAUUCUACUCCAGCCUCGAGCCUCAUCUCUCAGCCUGCAGCAUGCUGCUCGGCAGAAUGGCCACGGAGGAGCGGCACCUCUCCUCCAGCUGUGGGUCCUUCAUCAAGACCGAGCCCUCCAGCCCAUCUUCUGGCAUCGACGCCAUCAGCCACCACAGCCCAAGCGGCUCCUCCGACGCUAGCGGUGGCUACGGCAUCGCCAUGGGCGGCCACCCCAAUGGCCUAGACUCGCCACCCAUGUUCAAUGGCACGGGGAUCGGCGGCGGGUCCUGCCGGAAGCGUUACGACGACUGCGCCAGCGCCAUCAUGGAGGACUCACCCACCAAGUGCGAGUACAUGCUCAACGCAAUCCCCAAGCGGCUGUGCCUGGUGUGUGGGGACAUUGCUUCUGGGUACCACUACGGCGUGGCUUCCUGUGAGGCAUGCAAAGCCUUCUUCAAGAGGACUAUUCAAGGGAAUAUUGAAUACAGCUGCCCGGCCACCAAUGAGUGUGAGAUCACGAAACGGAGGCGCAAGUCCUGUCAGGCCUGUCGCUUCAUGAAAUGCCUCAAAGUGGGGAUGCUAAAAGAAGGUGUUCGUCUGGAUCGAGUCCGUGGAGGCCGUCAGAAAUACAAAAGGAGACUGGAUUCUGAGAGCAGCACUUACCUGAGCUUACAGAUCCCUCCCCCAGCUAAAAAGCCAUUGACUAAGAUCGUGUCCCACUUGCUGGUGGCUGAGCCAGAGAAGAUUUAUGCCAUGCCUGAUCCAACCAUGCCGGAGAGUGACAUCAAAGCCCUGACAACCCUCUGUGACCUGGCAGACAGGGAACUGGUGGUGAUCAUUGGCUGGGCAAAGCACAUCCCAGGGUUCUCCAACCUCUCCCUUGGAGACCAGAUGAGCCUUCUGCAGAGCGCCUGGAUGGAAAUUCUCAUCCUGGGCAUUGUGUACCGCUCCCUGCCGUAUGAGGACAAGCUGGUCUAUGCUGAGGAUUACAUAAUGGAUGAAGAGCACUCUCGUCUGACAGGGCUGCUGGAGCUCUACCUAGCCAUCCUACAACUGGUGCGCCGCUAUAAGAAGCUCAAAGUGGAAAAGGAGGAGUUUGUCACGCUCAAAGCUCUGGCCCUCGCCAACUCAGACUCCAUGCACAUAGAGGACAUGGAUGCAGUGCAGAAACUCCAGGACCUUCUCCACGAAGCCCUGCAGGACUACGAGCUGAGUCAGCGCAAUGAGGAGCCCCGGCGAGCAGGCAAGCUGCUCCUGACCUUGCCUCUCCUGCGGCAGACGGCUGCUAAAGCUGUGCAGCACUUCUACAGCAUCAAACUGCAGGGCAAGGUUCCCAUGCAUAAACUCUUCCUAGAAAUGCUAGAGGCAAAGGUCUGACAGCCCCAGCACCAGCUGACAGUGGCCGGGGAACAAACUAGAAACAAAGAUGCAGACAACGGAGCAAUCCAAACAGCAGCAGCAGCCACCGCCGGCUUUUAUCUCCAAUCAUUUAUUAUGGAAGAAUUAUUUAAUGUCUAUCUGUCGGCGUGACUGCAGAAUCUUGUGUACAGGAGGGGGGAAACUUUUAAUCAGUCACCUGUUUCUCUUUUUUUUGUUGUUUUCUCUGUGGGAAAUACCAGAUUAUGCUCUUGCACUUGUUGAGGCAUCAUUGGGGUUCAGCCCCUCUGAUCAGUGAUGCUCUCAGCGCUGUCCAGGCUGCCUGCUCCCCAGCUCCCUCUGCCAGUUCUGGAGGGGGACUGGGGACAGAAGCAGGAAGAGAGGAAGAAUAGAGUCAGUAUAAACUUUAUCUGCUGGUGUUACGAGGGGUCAGUUAGAAAAGGAAGCAGCCACGGUCCUUCUUUUUGUCACCUUUCUGCCUCUUACUAUAGAGUAGAUGCUCCUUUGGAGAACAAUGCUGCUGGACCUCUCCUGAACAAACAGGCUGCCUCCCAGACUCCUCUAACACUUGUACAUACAGGCCCCACUUCUUACUGGGAAAGAUGCUCCUAACUGUGUAAGAUAUUCUGCGACCUUGUACAGUGUGUCAUUACGCCUGGCUAGUCCCUCCCAUGUACAAUCCCCGCAGGCCCCUGAAGAGGUAGGAUGUAUGUCCCUGAGAAAAUGCAAGUCGUUCCCAAAUGGCAAGAGAAAAGAGCCUGAUGUUAUGCUUCAGUGCUGGGUUGACUUGAUAAUCUCUGCAUCCUCUCCUAUGUGGUGCUAACUACAAUUCUUCCACACUUUUCACCCCAUAGUGUAUCACACCUGCCUCUUCAGCUCAGCUGAGUGCCAUUCCCCACCUGUUCCUUGUGGCAGAGAACACAAGGCUUUUUCUGCAUGGUUACUGCCCAAGUAUAAGUACACCCCAAACCAGAUCUUUCCUAGACUUCAUUAGAGCUCUUUGGCUCCACAGAGACUUUAGGCUUAUUGCCAAAUUCUAGUUAGGAAUCAAGGGCACUGCUUUUCAGAGGAGGCAGCUCUAGAGCCUGAGAGAUUGCUUUCUUGUGGCAGCCUAGGGAAAUAAAUUAGAGGAUGGCAUGAAACCCCUGAUACUCCAACUACUGUCUUCCCCUGCCUCAUCCCAUUAUCCUCAACAGCAGGAAAAGAGCUAGCAUAGAUUAUACCUGGGGCUGGUAUGAGGUUCUCUUGCUGAUCAGAAAGCAAAUACCUGACCUUGAGGUGGCAGGAGAAGAACAGGGGGAAUGUUUAUUUACUCCUCUUAUGUAACCAGGUUCCUGCUGUCUCCAAGCCCUGGUUUAGAUCUGCUGCCUAAGCCAUAACCGCUGAAUUCCCAGUAGCCAGAGGGGAAUGUAGGUGGCUGACAAAACUGACUAUUGGUAUUCUCUGAAACUUUAUUUUCUAGGUCACUUAGUUUUAAGUCAUCCUGAGCUGAUGAAACCUGAGCGUAUUGUCUUCUUUUUGUGGUCAGCAGCGUGGCACCAGAGGUGAGAAAAAACCUCUGAUCUACAUUUGAGACACUACUAACUAUUGCCUCUGUUCUCCACCCCUUCCUGGCUUCCCCAGGAGAAAGGUGGUGUGUCAGAGGAGUAGCUUGCCCUCAGGAGUAAGUCUUCCAAACCAGGGUUGAGGUGAGUGAUCAGAGACACUGGCUGCUUUUCUGCUGGAGCAGAAUGUGUCCCAGCAGGGCUGUCAGUACUGCAGGACCGUGUUUUGGCAGGGUCAGACACAGGGUGCUGGCACAGUGACCUCUCAGCUCUCAUAGCCAGGCCACACCUUGUACUUAAGUUAGUUCUGUUCCAUCUCCUUUGAGUCUUCCUGUGCUACACAGCCACUCAUUUCGUACUCACUUGGUAAAGGAAUUGUCUUGCUUCAGGUAUUUUAGUAAACCACCAAGACCUAAGGGGCAGAAGGCACAGGGGAACUGGUACUCCUUCUGUGCUCACAGCAGUAGCAAUUACACAGUGGCCUUGUGCUUCAAGCAGUUACCUGUGCUUCUCUCCCUCACACCCUCCCAGAGGAAGCUGGGGAGAAAAUGAGAGGCUUUAGGUUGCACUCAUGAUCCCUGUAUCCAUCUGUGACUGAGGGACCAAAGUGAAUUGCAUUACAGAGCCAGCUUGCCUUGCGCUGCACUCUGGUAACUCCUUCUGGCUGUGGUGUAAGUGCUUUCACAGAUAUGCUGGGUUGCAUUAUCAUCUGUAAGUCUGACUCACUUGACCACUGCUGCAAUGCUUCCCAGUCCCACCAGCUGAGCUGCAGCACACUGUGUCCCAGCCUGCUGUGCAAAGGUAGCUGUCCCAAAUGGGUUGAAAAGAUCCUAAGAAGCAGUUCUUACUCUGUUGGGCCCUGCUGGAAAGGUCAUUUACUCACACACCAACACACCCACCAAAUAUCCUCAAAAAAAACCCCCAAAACUUCCCAAAAACAACCCCAACAGUCUCUUCUAGCUUUGUUGUAUUUUAACUCAGGCCUGCUCUCCAUAACAGGAAACUAUCUACAAAACAUGGUUAUGGAGAUCUGCCGAGUUAGCUUCUAACCCACAGAGACUGCUGGCUAUUUAGAUUAGGGCUACAGGAUGGAGGCAGCUCCUGCCUUGGCAUAGCAAAAUGAAGAUACCAAAUAUAUUUUUUCCAGGAACUUCUUUCUCCAUUAAAGCUGUAUAACAUUGGAGCCCAUCUGAAUAUUCUCCAUUGCUUGAAGAUAAUAUGCAGGGAAAUGUUUGCAUUUCUUCUGAAAUAGGAUGGGAAGUGAACCAGACAUUACUUAGGACAUACUAAAAUCUUUAACAACCAAGGAAUGCAAACUCUUCCCCAGGAACUGGGACACAAACACCUGUCUAGAUUUAACCCUUAAAAGGCUUGUACCAUUCUAAGUUGGGAAGAUCAGGUCUCUUGAGCCCUUCAAAUGAGUUCAGGAAUCACAAUCAUCUCUUCCCAGUUACUCUGAUCUGCUGUGCAUCACAAGUGCUAUCACAUUGACACAGCUGAGGAGCAUUUCCAGCUAUGCAAUGAGCUGGGAUUGCACAGGAGUCUAAUGUAGUAUAGUCCCCCCAAUGCACUUUGAAGUAGGAAAUGAAGCUUCAGCAACUGCUUAGGUCUUUGAAUGCUCACAGUCUCUUACAAAAAGGUUUGGGGACGUGGAAGGUGAGACAUGAACUAGGAAGUGGGUUCUGGGUCGGUGCUCUUUAUGCUGCUCCUUUGUAAUACAGGAUUCACAGAGUCAGCGUCAUACAACUGUCCUUCAUGGGGCAAAAGAUGAUGGAGCUUGAGCCUUGGGACACAGAUGGGCUCUAGGACUUUAAAGAAAAGAGAAGCAGUAGAGGUAAGUGUAUCAGUGACAGUGAAUAAACCAACACCAGCAACUAUGGUAAAAGCAGUUCCAGCCCCUGAUUUGCAUGUGUGGAUAACAGAAACCAUGUACCUGUCAGCUACUACAAAAGGCAGUUUUUCCCAAGUGACCAGCUCUUCUGUUUUGGGCUUGUUCUUCUCUGGGAACAGCAGUGUCUGACCUGUAAUGCAAAACAAAUUUCACGGGGAUCAAUUAAAAGGUAAAUUACCACUCUGAAUUUAGGUUUCUGGGGAAACUUGGGCAUUACACCUCGCAGCAAAACUGUGAAGCUACAACUGUGUUGUCCCCACAACAAUCAGAACCUUGCAGUAUUGCUCAUGCUAAGGGGGCAUUAUUUUUCUCUUUGUAAGCUAUGUCAUCUUUUUUUUCUUUUUAACUAUUAUAAAUAUAUAAAAUAAAACAUGCUUCACCAGAAACAUGUAAGCAGCUAUUAGAGGGGCAAGUAAUUGAGAAAGACCCUAGAAUGUAACAUGUUGAGCUUUUAUUACCAAUUGGAGCUAAGAAAACAGAGCUUCCACUUUGUAUCCACAAUCUAUAAUCAAUCAUAUGGCCAAAGGCUGCUCUGUUGUUCUUGUGGCUGGGUUAUGUGGAGAAGCCAGAGAGAGACAGAGGCUGUGAGAAUGAUGCAGGGAGUCAUAGACAGUCAGUGAAAUAAACAGUAUCUACUUAACUAUUAUCUGCUCCUAAAAAAAAUAACAACCUGUUAAAUAAAUUGUAUUCCUGUGGUACAGGUCAUUUCAGACAAACCAAGAAAUAAAACAAAGAAAUGUAAAAACAAA
This is a messenger RNA of Parus major (Great Tit), 11790 nucleotides long. RefSeq names its product estrogen related receptor beta (gene ESRRB). Gene Ontology annotation, molecular function: DNA-binding transcription factor activity; zinc ion binding; sequence-specific DNA binding. The record is from RefSeq and is a predicted model, not a curated record. The coding region runs from base 6290 to 7606 and encodes 438 amino acids. The transcript has 7 exons. Gene Ontology annotation, biological process: regulation of DNA-templated transcription. NCBI's taxonomy places the organism in Eukaryota, Metazoa, Chordata, Aves, Passeriformes, Paridae. Gene Ontology annotation, cellular component: nucleus.